Acanthosepion pharaonis is the source of this 1560-nucleotide messenger RNA. The record is from the annotation of a GenBank genome assembly. NCBI's taxonomy places the organism in Eukaryota, Metazoa, Mollusca, Cephalopoda, Sepiida, Sepiidae.
AUGAAAAUCGCACACCAACAUUUUCCUCUUUCUCUCUCUCUCUCUCUCUCUCUCUCUCUCUCUCUCUCUCAUAUCUCUAUCUCUCUCCCGAUCUCCCCCUCUUCCUCCACUUCUAUCACUCUCUAUAUCUCUACUUCUAUUUCUCUCCCUCUCUCCCUCUCUUCCCCCUCUCCCUAUCUCUCUCGCUAUCUAUCUAUCCAUGGUCGUGAAAGCAGUCCGACCUUAAAGCCACUCACCUUCUUCUUCUUGUUCUUAUUCAUCUUCUUCUUCGUCUUCUUCUUUUUGAUCUUCUUCUUCUUCUUCUUCUUCUUCUUCUUCUUCUUCGUCUUCUUCAUAAUCUUCUUCUUCUUCAUCAUCUUCGUCUUCUUCUUCUUCGUCUUCGUCUUCUUCUUCUUUGUCUUCUUCUUCGUCGUUGUCUUCUUCAUCAUCAUCUUCUUCUUCUUUCUUUUUGAUCUUCUUAUUCAUAUUCGUCUUCUUCGUCUUUUUCUUCUUCUUCUUCUUCUUCUUCUUCUUCUUCGUCUUCUACUUCGUCGUCGUCUUCUUCGUCUUCUGCUUCGUGUUCAUCUUCUUCAUCUUCUUCUUUUUCUUCUUCUUCUUUGUCGUCUUUUUCUUAUUCAUCAUCAUUUUCCUCUUCGCCUUCUUCAUCUUCUUCUUCGUCUUCGUCAUCUUCUUCGUCUUCUUCUUCUUUGUCUUCUUCGUCGUCUUCUUCAUCAUCAUCUUCGUCUUUUUCUUUUUCUUUUCCUUCUUCUUCGUCUUCUACUUCGUCGUCUUCGUCUUUUUCUUCUUCAUCAUCUUCUUCUUCGUCUCCUGCUUCUUCUUCAUCUUCUUCUUUUUCUUCUUCUUUGUCGUCUUCAUCUUAUUCAUCAUCAUCUUCUUCUUCGUCUUCAUCUUCUUCUUCGUCUUCUUCUUCUUCGUCUUCGUUUUCUUCUUUGUCUUCUUCUUCUUCUUCUUCUUCUUCGUCGUCUUCUUCAUCAUCAUCUUCGUCUUCGUCUUUUUCUUUUUCUUCUCCUUCUUCUUCGUCUUCUUCUUCUUCGUCUUCUACUUCGUCGUCUCCUUCUUUGUCUUUUUCUUCAUCAUCUUCUUCUUCGUCUCCUGCUUCUUCUUCAUCUUCUUUUUCUUCUUCUUCUUUGUCGUCUUUUUCUUAUUCAUCAUCAUCUUCUUCUUCGUCUUCUUCAUCUUCGUCUUCUUCUUCUUCUUUGUGCUGUUUCACUUCAGAUUGCCACAUCUUCCAAUAAAAUAUUCCUACGGUCAUUUCAUCUAUCUAUCUAUCUAUCUAUCUAUCUAUCUGUCUGUCUGUCUGCCUCUCUGUCUGUCUGCCUCUCUCUCUCUCUCUCUCUCUCUCUCUCUCUCUCUUUUCUCUUUUCCUUUCCUUCCUCACCUUUUCGCGGACUUCAGCCACUUUUUCUCUCUCUUACCCCAAUUUUUUUUUCCAUUGUCAAGGCUUUUCCUAUAAUUCAAGAAGCCUCUUCAUAUCUAUCUAUCUAUCUAUCUAUCUAUCGCAGUCACUUUAUCGAUCGUAGUCUGUCUAUCUAUCUAUCCCAUGCUCUUUAUCGAUCCUAA